Molecule: messenger RNA, 555 nt
Organism: Budorcas taxicolor (takin)
Lineage: Eukaryota; Metazoa; Chordata; Mammalia; Artiodactyla; Bovidae
Gene: TDRP
Product: testis development related protein
Exons: 3
Coding region: 1-555 (184 amino acids)
Biological process (GO): spermatogenesis
Cellular component (GO): cytosol; nucleus
Source: RefSeq, a predicted model, not a curated record
AUGUGGAAGCUGGGCCGAAGCCGGGUGCUCCUGGACGAGGCCCCCGAGGAGGAGGACGGCCUGCGAGGGGGGGCGCCGCCCGCCCCGGCCCCCGCCGCCGCUCAGGUUCCAGGAGCGAGUUUCCGAGGCUGGAAAGAAGUGACUUCUCUAUUUAACAAGGAUGACGAGCAGCAGCUGCUGGAAGGGCGAAAAUCCCCCAAGUCCAGAGCCACUAGCUUACGAUUAAAAGAAGAGUUGAAGACAGAGAAGAAGUCUGGAUUUUGGGACAAUUUGGUUUUGAAACAGAACAUACAGUCUAAGAAACCAGAUGAGAUUGAAGGUUGGGAACCUCCGAAACUUGCCCUUGAAGACGUGGCAGCAGACUCGGGCGGCCCUUCGAGUGACCGUGAGUCUCGGCCGGGCUGGCCGGAGGACACCAAGGGCUCCACCAGGUACACCAGCCUGGCCGCCGCAGGGAGCAGCUCGCGCUGGAGCCUCAGGUCGGCCGGAAAGCUGGUCAGCAUCCGCCGGCAGAGCAGAGGCCACCUGACGGAUGACUGGGAGGAGCUGGAGUGA